This is a messenger RNA of Sycon ciliatum, 6215 nucleotides long. Its product is annotated as C3 and PZP-like alpha-2-macroglobulin domain-containing protein 8. Gene Ontology annotation, cellular component: extracellular region. Gene Ontology annotation, molecular function: endopeptidase inhibitor activity. The transcript is spliced from 43 exons. Lineage: Eukaryota; Metazoa; Porifera; Calcarea; Leucosolenida; Sycettidae. The record is from RefSeq and is a predicted model, not a curated record. The coding region runs from base 188 to 5674 and encodes 1828 amino acids.
UCUUUCGCCAUCAGCCAGUUUCUCUACAUCGGUUGACACUAGAAAUUUCCCUUCUGACUUGUUUACUCCAACCUUCACUUCAGUCGAGUUGAGGGACGGAGCCUUUUUGAACCGAAGUUGAAUUCGAGGGUUCUGGCAAGCAUUUUCAUUCCCAACGAAAACCAUUUUUGUUGUGUAUUCCGCCGUCAUGGCGAGGUUAGUUGGCGUCGGAGCGCUGUUAGCGAUAGCCAUGUGCUCUUGGUCUGUGAUGGGUCAAACGGCGGACGAUAUCCCUGAAGCAAAUAUGGAUGUAUGUAACUACACUAUCACCAUGCCAGCGACAGUUUGGCUGGGAAGCACGCUGGAAGCGCAAGUGCACGUCGACAAAGUCCAUGGGAUGCACGCACCUAACUGCAACGUCGAACUGACGGCGCAUACCCAGGAGUCGCGUAGAUACUUUGUGCCGUGGAGACGGUAUCGGGAGCCAUCCACCUCCUCCAAUAUCUCCGUGUCCGAUUCCUUCCAGAUCGUGGCAGGAGCGGAGCCGAAAAUUAUCAGUUUCGAUUUACCAACAGAAGGACAAGCUGGUAAUCAAAGACUUCGCGUGACGGUUCGUGGCGCAUGCCAUCCAAACGGCGCCUAUUCACCAUGCCGCUUUGAGAACUCCACUAACCUUCACGUCGAGAAGGGACGCACCAACGUUCUCAUCGAACUUGACAAGCCCGUCUAUAAGCCAUCUCAGCUCAUCCAAGGCCGUAUUGUUGCCGUGGAUACAAAACUGCUUCCUGUCAAUGGCAUCAUUCCUCUAGUACACAUCACUGAUGCCAAGAAGUCGCGAGUGGCCCAGUGGAGGAACGUGUCGUUGAAUAAUGGCAUUGCUACAUUCUCUCUGCCUUUGUCGUCGGAACCGGUCCUGGGCGAUUGGAGAGUCACUGUGUCCGAUCAAUUCACGGGUGCUGAAGUCGAGGAGGUAUUCAAAGUUGACGAGUAUGUCCUGCCGAAGUUUGAGGUGAACGUCGAUGGUACCAAGUGCCUCUCCGACGAGUCCAGUGAAUACUGUAUGGAGGUUGAUGCACGAUACACUCACGGACGCCCAGUCAAGGGCACCGCGGAUAUCAAGUUUGAACUGCUGGCACGCCACGGAAACGUUCUCAACUGGAUGUAUCUUAACAACGAUGCAAUGGGGAGUCUGGGCUUUGAAUACCCAGCCAACACCAGCAUAUACCGGCGCUACAGAUACGCCUAUGCCCAAGUGACUGCAAUGCCUAUUGUUAUGAAACAGAAGCUUACAGCUUCGGAAGAGGACCCAGUGCGUGUGUGCUUCGAUUUCCGUGACGUCUACGUAACCUUUCGACAACUGUUUUGGAACGGCCGUUCGUACGUCCCUGCCCGAAUCCGCCCCGGCUACACAGGGAAGAAAGUGCUGCCACUCGUCCAGAUGAGGCAACAGAUCCUGAGUCGUGUCAAGAUGCAAGCGUCUGUCGUCGUUACUGAGGGUGCAACCGGCAUCGAGCGUAAUGGCAGCGUGGAAAACACUUGCUACUUCUCUUCCCCGUACAGAAUCGAGUUUCAAGAUGGGAAAUACAGCGGAAAGUUCCAGCCAGGUCUGGCACUCUCUGGAUCUGUGAAAGUGUCCCGUCAUGACGAGGAGCCUGUUGGCCAUGGUGGACUGAGGGUGCAAAUGGUAUGCGAUAUCGAUGUCCCCACCACCAAAAAACCACAGCGCCUUUUGCACCAAAACCUGACUGUUGAUGCUGCCGGUCGCGCCGAGUUCCGCAUUGAGAAGACACCGUGCUCGACGACCGGAGUCAACUGCAGGGCAAAGCUGCUGAAGCACCAAAGACCGCUGCAAGUUAAUAGCUUCAAGUCCUACAAAGUCCAGUUUUCGCCAACCAAUACGUUCGUCACCAACUCUCUGAUCGGGCCCGAAUACGAGCUUGGCCAAACUGCUCGCGUUCCUCUUUGCCUGUUCUCUUGCCACGAGCAAGACGUCUACAACAUACGCUAUUCGAUCAACGCCCGUGGCCACGUGGUACAUUCUGGUACACAGGAUGUACAGAGAGGCGGUAUGGACUCAGUGGAUGGUGACUGCUCUGAAUCUGAAGAAACCACUCAGCCACCGAUGACAACCGAAGCAGAGGUGACGACCGAAGCUGGGACCGUUCCCGUCGACGACGGCAGCGGAUUCAGUCCGGGACUGUCGGAGGUCACGCUGAUCAAGCGGCGUCCCGACCCGGUUCGCCCGCAUCGCUUCCCGAUCUAUCCUCCGGGCCCGACGAAGGCGCCGCGCACUUGCCCGUGCAACUGUCGCCGACAGUGCGACUUGUUCCUGGAGUUCCCGGUGAGCGCUCGCAUGGGACCGAGAGGAACACUGACUGUCUAUGUCACCCUGUCCAGUGGAGAGAUGGCAGUGGAUACUCUGGAUUACAAAGUCAGCACCAUCUUCGAGAAUCAGGUGAAGAUUGCGUUCGAUUCUGCAACCUAUCGUCCCGGAGCGGAGGCCAAUAUUCACUUCAGCGCCGCGGCCGGUUCAACACUGGCAUACUCGGCUGUGGACAAGUCUCUUCACAUUCUGGGUGGACAGAACCAGAUCACGCUUGGCAGGGUGAAACGCUCAGUCAACCUGAGAAGCUCAUUCUCCGCUUACAUUGGUGGUUUCCGAAAGUGCCCGUCGGGUUACCGAGGUGGUAGUGGGUUCUUCCCCGAGGAGCCAUUUGUCCUCGAGCGUGCGAAGCGAUCUAGCUCCCCCUACCCAUACUUUUCCUACAGCUCAAACUAUGUGGAUGCUUUAGACAGCUGGCGGGACAGUAACAUGGUGAUUAUGACAUCAUACAACCUGGCUACAAAGCCUUGUCCGCCCGUGCCAAGAUACCCGUUAUACGCGUUUAACAUGCCGCGGCGGGGAGGAAUUCCUGGUGCCCCGGGACCGAUGCUAGCUGAGGCCAUUGAGCGAGCACCAGUAGCACAACCACAAGCAGCACCACCUCAACAAGAUAGAGACGACGUCAGUGAGGCGCCGCGUGAAAAAGCUGAAGUGAAAAAGACAACUGUGGCAUCGAAGCGGUCAUUCUUCCCUGAGACAUGGCUGUUCAAGACACUGCAGCUCCGCGAGUCGCAAAGCAUGGAGAAUAUCACUGUGAAAGUGCCCGACACAAUCACCUCCUGGUCAGCGGCAGCCUACGCCGUCUCCAAUCAGUACGGUCUCGGCGUGGCCGAUCCGGCCGAGAUCACCGUGUUCCAGCCGUUCUUCCUCUCAAUGCAGCUGCCCUACUCUGUGAUCCGCUGUGAGAUUCUGGAGCUGCCUGUCAGUGUGUUCAACUAUGUACCUGGAUGUAUGCAGGUAACUGUGGAACUGCUAGAUGCUCCAUGCUACACCAACACUGGACUUAACACAGUGCAAGAGUUGUGCCUGUGCACCAACGAUGUCGACACUGUCAGAUUCAACAUCUCUUUCAACACUCUUGGUGAUUGUCCAAUCACGGUCAUUGCCAGGACUGGAGGCACCCAGCCGUGUAUGCGUGACGGUGAGACUGUGGCCAAUGCCGUUGCCGUCGACCGUGUACGCAGGGUGAUGAAAGUCGAGCCUGCUGGUGUGGAGAUGGAGCAUGUGGAGAGUCGCUACGAGGUCAAGAAAGCACACGACAAGCCAUACAGUAUCGUGUUCCCGAUCUCGGCGCCGGAGGACAUUGUUGCUGAUUCUGGGCGCGCAUGGCUCUCCAUUACUGGUGAUCUUCUGGGACCGAGUCUCGAGGGUCUUGAGAAUCUCCUUCGCUUGCCGUACGGAUGUGGUGAACAAAACAUGCUGAACUUUGCACCGGGUAUCUCCAUUGCCAAAUACCUCAUCGAGACUGGACAACUGGACCAGAUGCCUUCCGUCAAGGAGAAGGCAACACGCGUCAUUCUUCAAGGUUACCAGCGCGAGAACCGUUAUCGUCACAGCAACGGCGCGUACAGUGCGUUCGGUGAAAACAGCUGGGCAGGAAAGAAGGCCGAGGGCUGCUUGUGGCUGACAUCAUUCGUUGUGAAGUCAUUCUGCAAGGCCAAAAGUACGGAACUGAUAGCCGUAGAUGAUGAGCAAAUCUGCCAAAGUGUGGAAUGGAUAGCGCGCCAGCAAGAGAGAGAUGGAACGUUCCUGGACAAUGGCUGCCUGCAUCACAAAGCCAUGAUGGGUGGAGCCCAAACAACUUACAGCCAUACGGCGUAUAUCUGCCUGGGACUGAUGGAGCUGGCUGAUAUGGGAUGCAACUGUUCAUCCAACACACUUAUGACUGCUAUUAACAAGUGCAAAGCGUACAUGAGCAGUGAGUUUAGUGCAGCCAGCUCACCCUACGCUGCCGCAAUCACAUGCUACGGCAUGGCCGUGGGUGCCAGUCCAGAAGCCCAGCGUAUCUGCCGCUCCCUCAACGAGAGACGAUCUCAGCCUGGGUGUCAUUGGGAACAGAAUCAUAUGGAGAAGCCCACAUGCCGCAACUCCUGGUCUUGUUACCGGCGGCAACCGUCAGCCAAUGUCGAGAUCACCGCGUACGGUCUUCUGGCCAACAUGCGCCGUGGCAACGACCUGUCUGAUCAGAUCUGUAUUGCAAAGUGGCUGGCUGGUCAGAGGAACUCAUACGGCGGAUUCUCCUCCACUCAGGACACGGUGAUAGCUCUGGAUGCCCUAGCACGUCUCUCCAGCCGUCUGUAUCUGGACGAAGGUAGCAACACACAACCACUGAAGGUCACCUAUCGCUACAAACCGGACAGUGCCAAUACCUUUGACAUGGAGAAACAUGCCAUUACCAAGCAUAACAAGAUGGUCAUCUUCCGACGUGAGCUUCGACCCAUUCCGGGAAAGCUUCACAUUCGUAUCCGUGGUGCUGGCAGUGCUCUGUUCCAGGUUGCAGCACGCUACAAUGUGCGCGAAGAGGUGCCAGACGCAGCUUGCUCUCUCUCACCAAGCGUCUUCAUGCGCAAGGAAGGCGAAUAUGUCAUCGAGAUUUGCACAAGAUGGCAGCAAGACAAUGCCUCAAACAUGGCUCUUGUCACUCUCAAACUACCCAGCGGUUACACAAUCAUGCCUGAUGAACUCGACGCGAUGAAGGGUGAUGCAAGUCUGCAGCUGGAACGAUGGGACAUUGACGGCAGACAGGUAUUCUUCUACUUUGAGGAGAUUGACCGAGUUGGCAAGUGCUUCAACGUGACGAUGGUACAGGAGAUGCUUGUUGACAAGAAACAGCCGACGUUCAUCCGUGUACAGGAUUACUAUGAACCAGCUCAUGAGUGCACAGUCGAAUACAGUCUGGACGGCCAGGAGAAGCGCUGCAAAACCAACUACACGUACGAUAGCUGCCACACGCCGUGCAAGCCGCAGACCUGCCAGGCGUAUCUCCUCGGCGAGCCGGCUGACCCGCAGCUGUGCGAUUCCGGAUGCCGAUGCAAGGAUAACUUCCUGCGACUGGGAGACCGCUGCGUCAUGGCCUCCGACUGCAAGCGUCUUCUCAAUGCUUGUUCUGAGAACGAGCAGCAGAGCGAUUGCAGUGCCGGUUGCCAGGAGACGUGCAGUGACUUGACGCUUGGCCUGCCCCGCAUCUGUCCGUUUGUAUGCCAGCGCGGCUGUGUCUGCAAACCGGGCUAUGUCCGUGAGAGUGAAGACGGCACGUGUGUACCCAAAGAUCAGUGCCCUGAUCCGUUUGCCAAGCCUGACCAGGGCAAGUAACAAGUGGGAAUGUUGAACAUCAGUACAGAUUUGGCUGCGGCUAUUACACUCGUCGUGAAGAACAGUUGAAAGCAUUUGACGCUGCACCAGCGGGAGAUUUACACCAGAUUUCGCCGGCCACAUUUUCUCAAUUUCACACUUAAACACAUAGAUCAUGAUAAUUAUACUUUUUUUACUUUCCGAUCAAUUUAGGUUGUACCUCUCCGGAAGCUUAGUAUGACCUCAUUCUCUGUCUUUUUCUAAUAGCUAUUAUUACACAUGCUGCAUUUGAAUUACUGAAAUAUGAUCUACACUUCCAACUAGUACUGAUGAUGUGUUUAGGAUAUUUCUGCCCCUUCUCGGUAUUUUCAGCAGCCACUUUUCAAGUUUCAUAGAAUUUCUGCAGACUAAACAUCCCUCUCUGCCCAAUCACCAUUAUGCACAGUUUAUCAGAUGUUAUACACAUACCAAACAAUUCUUUACGCACUGACUCAAGAUUGGCUUUAUCCACUAUUGCAUUAUUUGAUCAGAUCGAGGAUAACAAUUUACCACAUACAGAUCA